CUGACCAUCUCAGAACCAACACAUCCUCUUCAAAUAAUAAUUUGUACAAGACACUUUCAGAUUAAAACGCGCACGUAACGACGAAUCGUCGUUUGCUAUUUCGAAAGACAAACUCGAGGUUUUAGGUAACCUGCAUCAUGAGUCAAAUACGCUUCUAAAACCGGGAUUUAUUAUCCGCCGGGGAUGGCACGUUCACGGUCUUUGGCCAUAGUGCUAGCAUGAACGCGUCACAUCCAGCGGCUCAGUGUCAGCUUCUAGGAAAACCUUUUGCCUCGCUGUCCUCGGAACACUGUGGCAAGCCUUUGAGAGGGGAGGGAAAGCCGCAAGUGGAUAUCAGAAUGUCUUUAAUCUCCGUUUAGCAAUGGAAGCUGCUGGAAUCGGUAUAAGCGUUUUCUCGAAAGAAUUAUCGGCGUUGCAUUCUCGGUUACUUUUACAAUGUCACAAUCAAGGAGAUCCUGUUGAGGCUUCAAAGUAUGCACGGACAUUGGCGAUUUUGACUGAUGUGCCAUUGUAGGCACAACAUUUACCAGUUGUUAUCCAUCGCUGUGAAUCAUUUAUGCUAUUACCUGCUGUCCCUGCUCCCACUGAAAUAUUGACAGAAUCAAAUUAAUUUCAUAGAGCAUCAAAUAAACAUUCGUUACCCGGUGUCAAUGGUGUCUCAACCAGAUUUACGCUGAAUCCUGGUGCGGAACCGCGGGAACUGAGUUCCGACAGGCUGCAUCUCGCCUUGGGAAGAACCUAUCACCAUCGAAGUGGAUAUGUUGACAUUAACGUGAAGAUGGGUUUAGUUUUCGGUCUCUUGUGGCUGUUCAACAUCUUUUUGGAGGGCAUUCAUUGCCAAGGAGUCUAUGCACCUCCUACAGUCCGAAUCAUCCAUUCUGGCCAUGCAUGCAACGUCGAGGAGGAGCGCUAUACCGAACGCGUCUACACCAUCCGGGAGGGAGAGACCCUGGAGCUAGCCUGUCUGGUCUCGGGCCACCCUCGACCUCAGAUCCGAUGGACCAAAACAGCCGGUAGUGCCUCGGACCGCUUCCAGGACUCCAGUGUGUUCAACGAGACCCUGCGCAUCACCCGCAUCCAGAGGCUCCAGGGAGGACGCUACUACUGCAAGGCUGAGAACGGCCUGGGCUCCCCGGCCAUCAAGUCCAUCCGAGUGGACGUCUACUAUUUGGAUGAUCCCAUUGUAACUGUCCACCAGAGCAUCGGGGAGGCUAAGGAACAGUUCUACUAUGAGAGGACGGUGUUCCUGCGCUGCAUGGCUAACUCCAACCCCCCGGUGCGCUACAGCUGGAGGCGUGGCCAAGAAUUCCUGUCCCAAGGCUCGGAUAAGGGCGUAGAGAUCUACGAGCCCUUCUUCACACAAGGGGAGACCAAGAUUCUAAAGCUGAAGAACCUUCGACCUCAGGAUUACGCCAACUACAGCUGCAUCGCCUCGGUCCGGAAUGUGUGUGGUAUCACCAACAAGAAUGUCCUCUUCAAACUCUCCAACAAAACAGCAUCCCCCACCAUUAAGUUGCUGGUGGAGGACCCCAUCGUGGUGAACCCCGGGCAGACCGUGACCCUGGUGUGUGUGACCUCCGGGGGUGAUCCCACACCCACACUCACCUGGGUGCACAGCGCAGACGAGCUGCCCAAGAAGAGCGUCCUUAACGGAGGGACCCUCACGUUGCCCGCCAUCUCCAUAGAAGAAGCAGGCGUUUACAGCUGUGUGGCCAGUAACAACGUGGGCAACCCGGCUAAGAAGUCUACCACCAUUGUGGUCCGAGGGCUAAAGAAGGGGCGGUUCUGGAUCACGCCCGACCCGUACCACAACGACGACAACAUCCAGAUUGGCCGUGAGGUUAAGAUUUCAUGCCAGGUGGAGGCCACGCCCCCAGAGGAGCUUCUGUUUAGCUGGCUGAAGAACGGACGGCCGCUGCGCAGCUCAGAGCGCAUGGUCAUCACCCACACUGACCCGGAAGUCCAGCCAGGCACCACCAACCUGGACAUCAUCGACCUCAAGUUCACCGACUUCGGCACCUACACCUGUGUGGCAGUGCUGAAGAACGGCGGCAUCCCCGAGAUCAGCAUCGACGUCAAUAUCUCUUCGACCACAGUCCCCCCGGAAUUAACGGUGCCGCGGGACAAAUCCCCCUUGGUGGUCCAGGAGGGUGACACGGUGGAACUCCAGUGCUUGGUCUCCGGGAAGCCUAAGCCCAUCAUCCUCUGGUCAAGGGCCGACAAAGAGGUGCCCAUGCCCGACGGCGGCCUUCAGACAGAGAGCUACGACGGCGCACUGCGCAUCGUGAAUGUGUCCCGUGAUAUGACGGGAACCUACCGCUGCGCCACCAGCCAGUACAACGGCUUCAACGUCAAGCCCCGGGAAGCACUGGUGGAGCUCACUGUGCAGUAUCCGCCGGCGGUGGAGCCACUGUUCACAGAGAUCCGCCAGGGUUUGGGUCGCGCCUUCACCCUCAACUGCCGCAUGCUGCGGGCCCACCCUUCCAAGGUGCUCAAGUACGAGUGGAAGCUGGGCACCCGGCUGCUGACCAUGGGCCAGUUGGAUCAGCGCGACGAGACUGACUACCACGUCAGAGCCCUCAACAGGGAGGGCUACGGGGAGUAUACCUGUGAAGUGACCAAUGAGGCCGGGGCGGGUGCCUGCAGGUUCUUAGUCACAGGGAGGGCCUAUGCCCCAGAGUUCUACUAUGACACGUACAGUGCGUUGUGGCAGAACCGGCCCAGGGUCUACGGCUUCAAGCUACAGUGGACCCAGCAGAACCCGCUGUCUGUGGACCGCAUCGUGGCCUACCGACUGGGGAUCAAACAGACGGGCCAAUCGAGGUGGUGGGAGCAAGAGAUCCCCAUGGAGGGAGCGAUCGCCAAGGGCGAGCUGAUCACCCACAACCUGACGGAGCUCAUCAAGCCAGAGGCCUACCUGGUGCGCCUCACCCCCAUCACGCGCUUCGGGGAAGGAGACUCCACAGACAGAACCAUCAGAUACAGUGCUCCAGUCAACCCUCACUUGAGAGAGUUCCAGUGCAGCUUUGAGGACGAGGCCGUGUGUAUGUUCACCCAGGACAAGAGGGAUGACUUUGACUGGACCCGACACAGUGCCGCCACCAGAGACACCAAGUAUACGCCCAACACAGGGCCCAGCAGUGACCGAGUGGGCUCCAAGCAAGGUUUCUACAUGUAUAUCGAGACGUCUCGACCACGCCUGGAGGGAGAAAAGGCUCGACUGUUGACCCCCACUUUCAACGUCGCCCCCAAAAGCCCCUAUGGGACUGUGACGUCCUCUCCAACCUACUGCUUUGGUUUCUACUACCAUAUGUAUGGGAAACACAUAGGAGCGUUAAAUGCUUACUUACGACAGAAGGGCCAGUCGGGCGCAGACAGUUCCGUGUGGACCCUGGUCGGGAACCAAGGAGACCGAUGGAAGCAAGCCAAAGUCAACAUUCACCCAACAGCCUCUUUCCAGUUGGUUCUGGAAGGAAUUCGGGGUCCUGGGAUAGAAGGGGAUAUCGCCAUUGAUGAUGUCACCAUUGAGGAAGGAGAAUGUAAAGACCCUCCACACAACAAUUUGAGAUCACUGUCUCCUCCCACCGCGCACCAUAUAUGUCAGUUCUUGGUCACACUGACCCUGGUGUUUGUGGGUCAUCAGAGGUGACCCCUCCCUCCCAGGAAGAGCAACCUGAUGCCGGCCCCACCCCUGUGGAAGAAUCUGCAGACUUUGACUGUCUAAACCCCCAAAACUACCAAAGAUUCACUCCUCUUCAGUCUUCAGGAGAGCAGCAGCAGUCCAGCGCUGGUCCAGGGUGGAGCAUGCAGGAAUAAAAAUAAAAAAACUCAGUCAAUCUUGUUUUUUUUUCUGAAAUAUGCACAGAGAGCAUUCCAAGGUCAGGACUCCAGGGUCAGGACUCCAGCCGGGUUCUCCAUAGUAGACACUCCAGUAGUAGGGGCUACACCUAAUUUUUCUCCCCCCAAGGUGAAGCCAGUCGAAGGAGAGUGUGGGUGCCAUCAUUGUGUAUAUUGGCUCAAGGAUCGGAACGGAAUGGUACAUUUCUGUAAAGCACAAGGACACAAGAUGUGGUCCCAUUUUUUUUCUUUCCAUUUUCCAUAUGUUAUUUGUUUGCUGCUUGUCAAGGCCAAGGAAUAACUAUAAUUCAUUGCUUAAUGAGAUGGGUGUUGAAGAGGUUGAUUUUAUGUUAAGAGUGUAAAUGUACGAAAUUCACUCAAUAACCCACAUUGACCCGAAGCUAUUUUCUCAUGAAUAUGUUAGAGACUCUGCUAUUCCUCUUUGUGUUGUCACUUUAACCCCUUUUAAAACUCAGAGGCUGCCUAGGUUCGGUUUCAUCAAAAUAUGUAUAAACAAACACGUGCAUACCUUCUACCCAGAGGCUAAACUUCGACUGCUUAGUGCAUUAUAUGCCAAUCUGUAAGUCAAUUCAUCACAAUUAUUCCUCUGUGGGUUUUUUUGAGGUUGCUUUAAAAUGUUGGUUUCAUUAAGAAGUGCAUACACUGGUUACUCUACUAUGUAGUGGCUGAACUAUGGUGUGCCUGGUGUAAACAACCUCUGGACCUUUGCACCUCACAGUCAACUCUAUCAGAUCCUUUCGACCUACUGUAGGGGCUUCUCUGUGUCCCAGAUGCCCUUAACUUCUGUGAAUGUGAUUCAAUCAACAGUGACAGGAAAUAUAUCUCUUUCAUUAUCUAAACGGGAUUUGAUGAGGAUUUUUAAAGCUAAAGUAGUCUUGCUUAUAUUAACAAUGGUUGUUGCAAUCCAGCCAUUUGUAUGAAAGGUUAGCAUCUCUUUAUUUCACUUUCUAUUACCUAGCUUCUCCUUUCACCUCCUGACCAAUCCCUAAUCGGUCAGGUCACAUGUAGUGCUUAAAGACCAGGGCCCAGUUGCCCAAAAGCAUCCUAAGGCUAAACUUAUCAUUUGAAACUUCUUAAGAGCAUGGUUAAAUCUCUGAGCUGUUUCCCAAAACCAUCGUUCUACAAGGGUAACCUAGUGGUUAGAGCAUUGGACUAGUAACCGCAAGGUUGUAAGUUCAAACCCCCGAGCUGACAAGGUACAAAUUUGUCAUUCUGCCCUUGAACAGGCAGGUAACCCACUGUUCCUAGGCCGUCAUUGAAAAUAAGAAUUUGUUCUUAACUGACUUGCCUAGUUAAAUAAAGGUAAAAUAAACUUGCCUCGGACCACUCGUAGUACGUGUGUCGUUGGAUGCUUUUUUUGCCCUCCUGCGUCACUCUAUAAUCAGAAAAUCUCUGCUUAACAUAGAAUCACAUGGUUAUCUGCGCUGAUAAAGUUAGAUGAAGUUGACUACAAAUACAAAGUUGGCAAUGUCUUUUCAAUUGAUACAAUAUCAAGAUGCUUGAAAUUAAAACCGAGAUGACUGCAUUCAAAUAUAAAUACAGUAGGCUAUAGGUCUAUUUCAAUCACUUUGAAAUACUAUAUAUUUCAUGUUCAAUCAAUUGAGUUCUAUCUUUCUGCUUGUAUGCUACUGUCUAUUUUCUCUGAAUAUAUUUCAUGAUGCGUAGCCUAACGUGGCAUGAUGUGCUAAAUCUUGAUUUAGCGCAUGAUUAUGGGGUAAGCAUUAGAACAAGCCGCCUCAAUAUUUGAAGCCAUAGGUGCUAAUAUCUUUCUAGGAACUGAUCCAUCGUCAGUAUUGAUGAAUAAUUCUAAUGUUAAGGUAAGAUUUGAAUGGGUAAAACUGAUCUGAGAGCAGCGCUGCCUAUCUUUCUAUUCUAUCCUAUCAGUGUUGACACGUCUGUCUCAACGACGCACUAACAUGCUGACCAGACCGGACACGUCGCAUGUGCGAGCGUUGCAAAAUAAAUUUAGAAAUCCAUGUUAUUCAAUUUUUGCACCCACACUGCUCGCGUGCGCCAACAUGCGUCUGCGAUGCCAAGGGCUAAAAUAGAAGUAAUUACUUUUUCUGACGCAGAUCGCGCUGCAAGUCAUGCCUCUCCCAUCUCCUCAUUGGUUUAUAGAAGCAGGUACCCAUGUGCCAUUUCCUCAUUGGUUAUACCCACGUGGGUGAUUGAAAGACGAACUGUUUUGCCGGUCGUCUUGGUAAUACUAUGAAGUUUAGAUGCCAAUCACCAUAUAAGUUCAAAGUUGAAAAAGCCGGGAAGGAGGAGAAAUAACCGUUUUAUGUGUGGAUUAAUUGUCAGAGUAGAGGACCUUGUGCAUUUUAGGGAAAAUAACAACUCAAUGUUUAUAUCCCAGGAUAAAUUAGCUAGCUAAAUUGCCAUACAUGUUUAAUGCUUUUUGACCUGACCCCAAAUGAAUGUAAUUGGUUCAGAGUUUGUUUUGAUAUUUUAACCUGCAGGUCGUGAUCGCGUUUGGAGUGGGGGGACAAAAUUAAUUUAUGCACGAUGGCGCAUGCGUGCAGCCAGUUUGGGUUCCAUGUUAGAGAAUGUUCUCUCUGCAUGGUGUUUUGGGAAACGCAUGUUACAUCUUUGACCGUUGCAGGAAAGAUGCAUUGUUAAAACACUCUUAAGCCUAAAUUACAUCGCUAUCAGGAAACUGGGCCCAGGUGCAUCGUUUUUACCAGUCAACUUUUUAAGUGUUUCCCAAACAAGCACCUAGAGAGAACAUUCGCCAAGCGCGCCGUGUGUCGAGACUGACAGGAUCGAAGGUAAUGCACAGCUGCUCUCGGAUCAGCUUUCUCCAUUAAAAUCUUACCUUAACGUUAUAAUUAUUCCACAAUACUGAUGAUGGAUAAGCUCAUAGAGAAAUAUUAGCUUUGUUAUAACACUCAAAUCAUCCUCUCCUAAUUUACCUUACUUUAAGGACAAGUGGUCAUCAGGUAGACUAGCGGUUAAGACCGAAAGGUCACUGUUUCUAAUCACCGAGCCGACUAGGGGGGGGGAAAUCUGUCGAUUAUGCCCUUGAGCAAGGCACUUAACCCUAGUAAGUCACUCUGGAAAAGAGUGUGCUAAAUGUCAAAAAAAUAAUUACUAAAAUAUUACUGGAGGAAAUUCAAGCUCAUGUUAUUUUAUUUCAUGUUAUAGUAGUUUCUCUCUUGCAACUGCCAAGAUUAACAUCUGUUUUCAAUACAAGUCAUUGUCCUGACCUUUGAUUUCAGCAUGGCUCCAUAAAGCACAUAAAAAUAUGUACUACAAAAAAAGAAAAACCUUGAAUGUCAAUGCUAUCUUUCUUCUUCCUGCAUGAGUUGUACUCAUUGAUCAUGAUACAUGCCCAUGCAUGCUUGUGGCAGUCUUCGGAAGGUUACUUUAUGAACAGCUGUUUUUGCAUCUUUUGCUAGUCCUCUCGGGAUAAGAUAAGACGCUGCUGUGUGCCAUGAAAUCAAGUGCCUUCAGACUUAGUGGAAGAUUAGGUGAAUGGAAACCCCGACAUUGGCUAGUUUACCAUCCAAGCAUUUGCCCCUUAGGCACAUUUUAUAGAGAUAGAAUCAAUCAUGCUGUAAUCUGCAGCUAACUCUAGUAUCAAGGGUCAACUCGGCAUGUGGUGGCACAGUGUCAAAUUAUGGAUAUCUACACAGCUCUCUUUAUUUUGACCUAGGAGAAUGACUUUACGGCCCUUGACAGUCUAGGCUUUUGGAGUGGGACUUGUGCUCAAGCAGAGAAAGGAUGGUGGCCAAGCUUUGUCAGAGUGACUGAGCGAGAACGGGGAGCUCUUAGAAAUAAGCAAUGGGCUCUGACAAAAAAUCGACUUGUAGGGAGGGAUGCUUUUGAAGUCUACCAAUUCAUUUCAGCUGGACCCGCUGAGAAAGACAUUAUUGUGACUUCGUCCGAGGACUGUGAAAGGAGGACCUUUCAAGUGGGACUCUUACGGCUGAUAAUGGCCUUGGCUUACCUGGGUGUCUGUCAGUCCAUUAGGUCAGGCUGUGUGGUUCUCACAGACCUAUUUUAGUACUCAAAUGAGAGUGUAACUCUACUUUUACAGAGACUGUAAAGACCUUGGAACUACCUGAGACCAUGAGUUACCUUAACCAGCUGGUUUUUGAAAAAAAAAAAAUGUAUUGUAAAAUGACUACUAUUGUUCGUUAAAAAAAAACGUUUUGGGAGAAAAUGUAGAUUUCCCUUUUUAUUUCCUGAUUCCUUUUUUUGUUUGUUUUUUUACAGAAUAAUCAGAAAUAGGCUAUAAGGGCCCUAUUCCGACUUUCCUACGCACUUCUUUAGUAGGCCGCGACAGUGUUUACAGAGGAAGCAAAUGAAGGUAAACGAAACAAUGUGCUUAAAUGGAAUGAUAAUGUAGGCGAUACCAACUGAAGGGGAGUAACAGUAAAUUGGCAGUUGAAUAUGUGUGGUUAUUAGGCCUACUGGCGGUCGAUACUGGUAGUGACUAAUAUUUAACAUGAUAAAAAUAGGAAACAGAGAAAGUCUGGGUAGCAUAUAAUUAAGACAUUAGAGAGCCCAUCCCUGCAAAUUUAAAAGCAGUACAAUUUAAAUUCUGCAUAUUUCAUUUCAUAAACUUCACUGUGGGAAAGUUGAUAUGUUGAUAUGCUUCAGUUUGCUGCCGUAUGAAUGGUUUCACAUUCGUCUCCAGUGAUAUUGAGGUAAAAUAUAUCUAAAAACAAGUGUCAUUUAUAUUUAUAAUUCCUUUAUCCAAACAGGUUAUUCAUUCACCCAGCUCUUCUUAAUAGCUCUUAUCCAGCUGUAAAUAGCAGUGCAGAAUAAAGUAGAUGCUUUUUCCACUUGGAGCCGGUAGGUUUGCUAGACCUUAUUCAUGGUUUAUUCUCACGUAAAGGUGGUGGAAAUAUUAGGGAAUUAGGUGAGAAUAUGGAGUAUCUGCAGACACACCUCCGCCAUUCUUUCAUUUACUCGAUCUCCACCCACAACGAAUAGCAGGUGAAUAGCAUGUUAUUCUCAUGUUUAUAUUCAAGGUCAGAAUACGCAUAGAGAGAAAAGUGCGUUAAAAAGGGAAUUACGUUCCAUUAACCCAUGCUUAACUCAGGUCGGAAUCGGGCCCUAAGCAAAUACAUAUGGUGAACACCACAUUAUAAAAUAUUCUAUAAGAAACCAUUUGUCAUUCAAAAAGCACAAGAUGACACAAAACAAAUUUUGACAAAAUUUAGUACAUUUCUCACAGAUUUAGGCUGAGACAGUUCCUCUCAGCAACCUGUUAAAACAGAAGAAAAUGUGUUCUUCUCUGUUCAAUGAAAUUAUUAAUGUAAAUCAUAGCAUGUGUGGUCACUUUUAAUAAUGGAAAAUAUAAAAUUUCAUUGAACAGUUCGCUUUAUAACUUCCAUUCUCCAAUGUCUCUCAAUUCAAUAUCUGAUUGCGUUGUUUAUCUGCAGACGUUAAAGGGAAAAUCCACUCAAACUAUAUUUUGUUCUUUUUUUCAUUAGUCAUGAUGCAUUCAAAACAACUUGGAGCUUCGGACCUCGGAAAUCUCAGACGUCAGUAUGUUCAAAACAACUGGGAACUCGGGAAAACAAAUGAGCUCAGACUGGGAAAAAUUGUUUAGGGCGGUCAAUCCAACUCGUCAUUUCAAGCUCCGACUUUCUGUCCAGAAGAUCAUUGACAUCAUGAUUUGACCUUGUUUCUUAAUGAGUUCCCAGUUGUUUUGAAAGCACCGUCAUUUCAAGAGGCAAAGUGUUCCUGGGCGCAUCAUCAUGACCAUGAAAAAUGCAUCAUAUGAUGUAGCCGAUGACACUUUCAUUUUUGAAAGUCCGAUAUCUUUAAAACUUCACUUGCUGACAUGCAAAACACUUUAGGACUGUAUCAACAGUGGACUAAUGAAAAAUACACCAAAAUAUAGUUUUUGGCUGGAUUUUCCCUCAUGACUACUUGUGUUUAUUAUUUCAAAGUAAUGGAUACAGAUACAGCAGAUACAUUUUUCAACUCUCCUUUCCAUUGCUUCUGGUUUGCUCUGUCAUUCUAUACUGAACUAAAAUAUAAACACAACAUGUAAAGUGUGUUUCAUGAUCUGAAAUAAAAAAUAACAGAAAGUUACCAUAUGCAUAAAAAGCUAAUUUCUCACAAAGUUUGUGCGCAUAUUUGGGAGUGCUGAGGAAUAUUUCUGUUUUUAAUAAAGCCCUUUUGUGGGUAAAAACUAUUUCCGAUUGGCUGAUCUGGCUCGCAAGUAGGUGGGCCCAUGCCCUCCCAGGCCCAUCCAUGGCUGCGCCAAGUCAUGUGAAAUCCAUAGAUUAGGGCCUAAUGAAGUUAUUUCAAUUGAGUGAUUUCCUUUUAUGAACUGCAUCUCAGUAAAAUCUUUGAAAGUGUUGCAUGUUGCGUUUAUAUUUUUGUUCAGUAAAAACAUAAAGUUGAAGUCAGAAGUUUACAUACACCUUAGCCAAAUACAUUUAAACUCAGUUUUCCACAAUUCCUGACAUUUAAUCCUGGUAAAAGUUCCCUGUUUUAGGUCAGUUAGGAUCACCACUUUAUUUUAAGAAUGUGAAAUGUCAGAAUAAUAGUAGAGAGAAUUAUUUGUUUCAGCUUUUAUUUCUUUCAUCACAUUCCUAGUGGGUCAGAUGUUUACAUACACUCAAUUAGUAUUUGAUAGCAUUUCCUUUAAAUUGUUUAACUUGAGUCAAACGUUUCAGAUAGCCUUCCACAAGCUUCCCACAAUAAGUUGGGUGAAUUUUGGCCCAUUCCUCCUGACAGCACAGGUUUGUAGGCCUCCUUGCUCACACACGCUUUUUCAGUUCUUCCCACUCCAAUACCUUGAAUUUGUUGUCCUUAAGCCAUUUUGCCACAACUUUGGAAGUGUGCUUGGGGUCAUUGUCCAUUUGCAAGACCCAUUUGCGACCAAGUUUUAACUUCCUGACUGAUGUCUUGAGAUGUUGCUUGAAUAUAUCCACAUCAUUUUCCUGCCUCAUGAUGCCAUCUAUUUUGUAAAGUGCACCAGUCCCUCCUGCAGCAAAGCACCCCCACAAGAUGAUGCUGCCACCCCUGUGCUUCACGGUUGGGAUGUUGUUCUUCGGCUUGCAAGCCUCCCCCUUUUUCCUCCAAACAUAACAAUGGUCAUUAUGGCCAAACAGUUCUAUUUUUGUUUCAUCAGACCAGAGGACAGUUGCAAACCGUAGUCUGGCUUUUUUAUGGUGGUUUUGGAGCUGUGGCUUCUUCCUUGCUGAGCGGCCUUUCAGGUUAUGUCGAUAUAGGACUUGUUUUACUGUGGAUAUAGAUACUUUUGUACCUGUUUCCUCCAGCAUCUUCACAAGGUCCUUUGCUGUUGUUCUGGGAUUGAUUUGCAUUUUUCACAUCAAAGUACGUUCAUCUCUAGGAGACAGAACGCGUCUCCUUCCUGAGCGGUAUGACGGCUGCGUGGUCCCAUGGUGUUUAUGCUUGCGUACUACUAUUUGCUCCCAAGGAUGAACCAGACUUGUGGAGGUCUAAAAACACAAUCUGAGGUCUUGGCUGAUUUCUUUUGAUUUUCCCAUGAUGUCAAUUAAAGAGGCACUGAGUUUGAAUGUAGACCUUGAAAUACAUCCACAGGUACACCUCCAGUUGACUCAAAUGAUGUCAAUUAGCCUAUCAACUUCUAAAGCCAUGACAUUAUUUUCUGGAAUUUUCCAAGCUGUUUGAAGGCACAGUCAACUUAGUGUAUGUAAACUUCUGACCCCCUAGAAUUGUGAUACAGUGAAUUAUAAGUGAAAUAAUCUGUGAACAAUUGUUUGAAACGUACAAAGUAGAUGUCCUAACCGUCUUGCCAGAACUCUAAGUUUGUUAACAAGAGAUUUGUGGAGUGGUUGAAAAACUAGUUUUAAUGACUCCAACCUAAAUGUAUGUUAACUUCCGACUUCAACUGUAAGUACCGCAAGCAAACUCAUUUUAUUUGAUUCAUUUCAUUGCUUUUUAAUGUGUGUCGACAAAACAAAUUCUCUCCUCGCCUACCAUCUUGAGUCAAGUGAGUGUUUCAAUUCUACCCUCAAAGUAAACCCAUAUAUUCUAUUGUACAGCAGAUUUCAACUGGCACUUUAACUCAAUAAUGCAUUUGCUCAAAUGGGGACAAAAUAAAUGUAUUAUUUGGGGUAAUCAUUCUCUUGACAACAACACCCCAGAACAGAACUUUAUCUAACUGUAUCAGAAAAAAACAUAUUUUAUAACUUAUAUUAGCAACAGACUUCCAGUCAUUAUUUGGAUUUGAUUUCCCAGAUGAUUGCUUUGCAUUAUUAUGAAUAAAUACCCUUCAAAUGUC
Oncorhynchus masou masou (cherry salmon) is the source of this 12094-nucleotide messenger RNA. Its product is annotated as MAM domain-containing glycosylphosphatidylinositol anchor protein 2-like. Gene Ontology annotation, molecular function: axon guidance receptor activity. Gene Ontology annotation, biological process: synapse organization; homophilic cell-cell adhesion. NCBI's taxonomy places the organism in Eukaryota, Metazoa, Chordata, Actinopteri, Salmoniformes, Salmonidae. Gene Ontology annotation, cellular component: plasma membrane; axon; neuronal cell body. The record is from RefSeq and is a predicted model, not a curated record. The coding region runs from base 779 to 3649 and encodes 956 amino acids. The transcript is spliced from 17 exons.